Molecule: messenger RNA, 4207 nt
Organism: Pomacea canaliculata
Lineage: Eukaryota; Metazoa; Mollusca; Gastropoda; Architaenioglossa; Ampullariidae
Exons: 24
Coding region: 1-3744 (1247 amino acids)
Source: RefSeq, a predicted model, not a curated record
AUGGUGCAGCUAGACACCGCAACCUACCCGGGAUGCCGCCUGCUGCUGCUACUGAUGCUGAGUCUGCCGACCCCCGUCACCCCCACGUCUGCAGGUCGGGCGCUGCUGCUGUCGCGAGUUCAAGAUGCCGUUGCCAUAGUGAUAACGACACGCAAUGAAACGCAGGUGCGUCUUCUCACGGGCACACCAGACGGGCUGUUCUCUCACCUGGCCACGUCCACUUCCGGGUUAAAGUAUCAGGACCUAGCGAGGGCGCUCAUUACGUCAAACGAGUGGGUGGCGAUCGACAGCGACUACGACGACAACCUGUACUACGUCAUCGACAGGCGGGCCAGAAGCAUUACAGCAAUCUCAGCUUCGUCAGGCGGGUCCUACGUGGUCUACUCUGGAAUCUCCAGCAAGGCCGCUGACCAGGGUGGACAUGGUGGCGACAGCAAACUGGAGCGUUCGGAUCUGUCGGGGGACAACCGUGUUGAGCUGUUCUGGGGCCUCCACAGUCCCUCUGCCGUAACCCUGGACCACUCCUCCCACAGGGUCUACUGGUUGACCCAGACUGGUGACACGUCCGUGGUCGAGUCAUGCGAUUUCGAGGGUCAAGACCGCUACAGCGCUGUGAUGCUGACCGGAAGUGAGGUCACGGCCUUGACCGCAUGGCGGGGGCUUCUGGUCAUGGCGGACAUCAACCACCAGCAAGUCAUGCUGCACAGUCUGACGACCAACAUCACGAGGCGCCUGUGGCCUGGCAGUGUCACCAGCUUGACCGUCUUUGCCCAGCGCUGCCAGACUCCGGACACUUCCGUCACCGGCGGAGGUGAUGGAGCGAAAGACCUGGUGGAAGAGGGAUUCCUGCUGCUGGCCUCGGAACAGGGUGGCGUGUCCAUCUUGGAGAAGACUCUCGCCACCCGGCGAUCUCCCUCGGCAGCGGCCACCCGACACAUUCUUGCUCAGCACAGCGUCACUGCCAUGGCCGCCGACGUGGGGCAGGGCCUGCUGUACUUCUUCGAUCGGCGACAGGGCGUAGGCCAUCAUGUGGCUGAACCUGGGCUUCUUGAGGCCUGGCGCCGGCGGAUGGGGUUCGGAGCCCAAGGCGAGGAUCCUGACAAGGGUGGCGGUAGCUCUAAAGCCCGUUUUGAGAGAGGUUUAAAAUAUUUUUGUUGCAUCAUUGACUACCGGGAGGCAGGGCUGGCUGUUGACUGGCUAGGCAAGGCCGUGUACUGGAGUGACACGCGGCUGCAGCGACUGGCUGCAGUCUCCAUGGACGGGCGGCACGUGCGCUGCCUGACUGGUGUUCUGGGUGGAUGCGGAGGACAGGGACCCACGGGUGGAGAGGGUGCGAAUGGACGGCAGACAGAGGGCGACUGUCGUCAGCGGAGGACUCGUCUACACUCGACCUCGGGCCCUGACCAUCGACUUCAAGGACGACAUGUUGUACUGGAGCGACGGCUCUUACCUGUGCCGCUCUCACGUGGAUGCCAGCGCCUUACCUGGGGUAUGCUCUGCCACCCUGGAGCUCUCGCAACCGGCCGUCAAAUCCCUGGAAAUACUACACGACUAUGUGGUGUGGACGGACUUUGCGGGGAACGUUCAGGUGGCAGACAAGGACGAGGUGCUGUCGACGGCAGCGCCACCUACCAGCAGCAGCAGCAGCAGGAUAGUGAUGGCGGACAGCUUCGCCACAGACCUCCUCUACUUCCACCUACGCGCCAGCCAGAGGAUCCCGCCAACAGGUGCUCAUCACCAGAGGGACGAGGAUGCCAACACUUCUGUCUUCCGGCAGGACCGCGCCCAUGCGCAUGCGCCGUUGGCUACUGGGUUCGUUCAAACGGGUCUUGCGUAUCAGGCUUCGUCAGAGAUCGCUUCCUGCUGGUGACGGAUCCCGUUCUGGGUGGAUUGUACCAACGUUACGCCAGUUUGCCGGACUAUUACGUCAUUCCAGUCGGUCAGUUAGGACAGCCCAGUGACGUCACGUUUGACCAUCGGACGCAGAUGGUGUACUGGGCAGACACAGGUGUGGGCGCCAUCUCAAGGGCAUACCUCAACGGCACCUGGCAGGAGAUCGUGUUUGCACAUCGUGACAUAGUGGCAGAGACCCUGUUCCUGGACCAUCGUCGCCAGCUGUUGUACUUCAUUGACACAACUGGCCACAGGGUGGGACUCAUUUCUCUUGCCACGAUGGCUUUCAGGAUUAUCCUGCAAUCUCCCGACAUCACGUAUCAUGACCUGACUGGUCACGUGACGACAGGGACUCUGUACCUCUCGGGUGUAAGGCUCACGGGUAACAGCUGUUGCCCCGGGGUCAUAGUGCGGAGUAACUGGGACGGAAGUGACGUGUGGGACGAACUGACAGGACUGCAGACGCCUCGUGGAAUGGUGCUCAGCCAAGACGCACUGCUGUGGGUGGAUAGCAGCAACAAGACCCUCAACCUGCUCAACCUGACGACUGGCUCCUCCUCACUUCUCCUCCUCCUGCCAGAGUGGUCUGCCCCUAGGGACCUGGCUGUCCUCGGCAACGUCGCGUACUGGACCGACACCCUGUCACCCUAUCUCUCCAGGGUGCCACUCACCGGAGCAGGUCAUCCAGAAGAACUAAGUGGGUCUGUGCUGUUCCGCCCCAAAGCAAUUACCUCUUACGACAGCCGGGUACACGAAGGAGGAACAUCAGAUGACGUGGACGAGCCGUCAGACGUCCCCCAAGUUCUCGCAUCGUUUCAGCCUGUCAGUAAUGUCAUCAGUGAUGUCAUGACAGAGAAAGGAUUUUGUACUGUUCCCGCUGUCCCAAACGGACGAGUUUUAAACCACAACGAGGGCGCGUAUGUGACAUCAGGGCACGUGAUCCGGGUAGAUUGCUACCCAGGGUACGGUCUGGAGGGGACACGAAUUUCGCGCUUCAGUUCUGAGUGCCGACAAGGAAGCUGGAUUACCCGUCCAGCGUGCACAUGGGCCAUGGCGUAUAGAAUUAGCGAAGCCAGAGAAGGGCGCCGAGGUCACUACGUCGUCUUCACGUCGUCCACGGAGUUCGCGGUGCCGGCGGACGUGACGUACCUGGACGCGCUGGCGAUUGGAGGAGGCGGGGGAGGCAUGUACGCCUGUAGUCGGGUGUUCGGCAACUUGACCAAAGCGGGUGAUGGCGGGGACAGCCGAGUGGGACGAUACCUGCGGGCGGGAGGCGGUCGAGGAGGCUCCACGCGCCAAGGAGGACGUGGUGGCUUUGGCACUGUGUUUUUCGGGGGUCAAGGUCAGAUGAGUUCCAGUUGUCUGGGAGGAGGUGCAGCGGGAGAAACCGAGUUGUCUAGCAACUGCAGCCUGGGUUCAGCCAUGUGUCCCUUUUGUGGAGCAGGAGGGGCCAUCCCAGCCUGCAGCCUGUGUCAGCAUCGUACAGGAGGAUGCCGCGGACGGUGGGCAGUACCUGGUCAGGAGCUGGACGCUGAUCUCUAUGGGGGAGGUGCCACUGGGUGGGCAGGGGGUGGAGGUGGUGGAGGAGGAGGUUACUCACGCAUGACAAUUGAUGUCACACCAGGGGAAAUCAUUCCUGUGACUGUAGGUGCAGGUGGGCAGCCCUCAGUGGGCCGUGCUGGGGGUGGUGUAGUGGUCCUGACAUGGGAUGGCCGCUUAGAACAUGUCCUUCCAUUCCCUGAACACAGUGGUGCGACUUGUCGCGGCUUCACAUGGAGUUCACAGCCAGUGGACGCUCUUGACGACCACUUCCUCUGGUGCAACGGACAUAAUCCUGCUAGGGAACCGUGAUAUGUGGCACCAAUCUUCAGCGGCACUCAGAAAGCAAACAGUUUUUUCAAGAAUAUGAAGCACAAUAGAAGAGAACUAAUGGCUUGAUUUUCACUUCUUUUAAAAAGUGUAUGCCUCAAUACUUUGCCUUCAUGUUAUGGUGGCAGCACAUGUACUUAAAAAAUCUGUGUAUAUAUAUAUACACACACAUAUGUGUGCGCUUGCAUGUUUAGAUUAAUGUUCAGAUUUAUGCUUUUCUGCCCUCUCCCCAUCCACUUUUGCAUAGAUUCAUGGCACACAAGAGGAAAACAUGAUGCAUUAAGGAAAAUGGAAUUUUAUGAACAAUAUAUUCAUAAGAUUUUAUAUAUUUUGUGCCUUUUGAAUUCAGAUUCUUCAAAUAAACUUCUGUAUCACAAAGUCCAAGAAAUUAGAAGAAAACAAAGAAAACUAAAAAAAAAUCAAAAUAAGUACUGUUGGUCCACAC